AUGUCGUCGUUACGCAACUACGGCCUCGCCGCCCCUCACGGGCCCAACAUGGACGGCCACCACGUCGCUACUGAGCAGCUCUACGCCAUGAGCCAGAACGAGCAAGGUGUCUUCCAAACCAUCCUCAAGCCCGAUGACAGCUACGAUGAGAACGGCACAUACUGGGCUGACUUGCCUCUUAUGAAGAGAAUCAAGUUCGUCAACAAGGUCAACAACGCCGAGGCUAAGAAGGAAAUCAACGCAACUUGGGCCAUGAUCAAGAAGGAUCCUCUCAGUCCUAUCGGUUACUACUUCCGCAACAUGGUCAUUCCUGGUGCAGGUCUGCUCCUCGAAGGUUACGUCCUUUUCUCUAUCGGAAACGUCAAGCCUCUUCUUCAAGCCGCUUUCCCCAGGUGCUGGAAGAACCACAAGAUUUGCAACUCGACUUGGAUCGCUGCCCUCGACUACCUCGAGAUUGUUGGUAUCAUUGUCGGUCAAAUCCUUGUCGGUGUCAUUGGUGAUUGGCUCGGUCGUCGUUGGGGUCUGAUUCAAGACGCCACUAUCAUGUUUAUCGGUCUUCUCAUGCUCACUGCCUCCUGGGGUGUCACCCAGAACGGCUGGGUCAUCUGCUACGUUUGGUCGCUCUUCUUCUACGGUGUCGGUGUCGGUGGUGAAUACCCCAUGACCGCCACUUCUGGUAUGGAAAACGCCGUCGGUGCUGGAAAGGUCUCAACCAAGGAAGAUCGUCUCCACCGUGGUCGCAAGGUCACCUCGGCUUUCCUGAUGCAAGGUUGGGGUCAAUUCUUCAACCAGGUCAUUCUGAUCAUCCUUUUGCUCAUCUUCCACGGUUCUGGAAACCCUCCUUACGGCAAGACCUCGACUCAGUGGACCUACCGCGUCUCUUUCGCUAUCCCCGCUGUUGGAACUCUCUGGCUUGUCUACUUCCGUACCUUCAAGAUGCGUUCUGCCUCGAGAGUGCUCGCUGCUGCCAAGAAGAAGUCCAACGUUACUGGUUACGACACCCAGUCGCUCAAGCUUACUCUUACCCACUUCGGUCCUCGUCUUAUCGCAACUGCUGGUGGCUGGUUCUUCAACGAUGUCUUCUUCUACGGAAACAAGCUUUUCCAAUCUGAAUUCAUCGCCGUCCUGCUUCCUCACAACAAGUCCGUCAUGGUCGGCUGGCUUUACAACUUGAUCAACGUCGGUGUCUCGCUCUGCGGUUACUACCUUGCCUCUUUCUUGAUUGACAACAAGCUUUACGGGCGCAAGUGGAUGCAGAUCAUCGGUUUCCUGCUCGACUUCAUUCUCUUCGUUGUCCCUGCUUUUAACUUCAAGCAUUACACCAGCUUAGCUGGAGUCCACUCUUUCCAGGCCAUGUACUUCUUGUCCUCCUUCUUCAACCAGUUUGGUCCCAACUCGGUCUCUUUCCUUGUUGCUGCCGAGGUCUUCCCCACUCCCAUCCGUGCUACCGCUCACGGUUUCAGUGCCGCCGUCGGCAAGCUCGGUGCUCUUCUCGCCGCUGUCCUCUACAACUACAUCACCACUCAACAGAAGUUCUAUGUCGUCCCCUGGUUCGGUCUCGCCGGUGCCCUUGUUACCUGGCUCUUCCUUCCUGACACCACCGGUCUCGAUCUCAAGGAGCAGGAGCGUCGCUGGGCAUUCAUUCGUGUUGGCAAGGGUGACGAAUACCACGGUGUUGCUGUCCACCCCAAGCACUUGUCCGUCUGGGAGCGCUUCCGUGGCGUUGGCAAGAACUACGACGCCGAGCUCGACUACCAACAGCGUGUUGAGGAAAUGCGUCACGAGUGGGAGCAGGCCAUGGCCUCCAAGGCUGCCGAGAAGGAAAACAAUAUGGACCCCGAUGUUCUCGACGACGAGGACUGGCACAGCGAUAUCUCCAGCUUCUUCGCUCGCACCAAGAACGGUCCCCGUGGUGCUCAGUCUCCUCUCAUCUCCCCCAUGGUUCGCGGUAACGAAAAGACUGGCAGUACCUUGCCUUCACCCAUGAUGCGCGGUAUGGACAAGAGAAGCCCCAUGCCCAGCCCCAUGAUUCGCGGCCAAGUCAAAGAAGAAGAUGAGUCCGACGAGGCCUUGAACGAGAAGAAGUAA
Molecule: messenger RNA, 2088 nt
Organism: Aureobasidium melanogenum CBS 110374
Lineage: Eukaryota; Fungi; Ascomycota; Dothideomycetes; Dothideales; Saccotheciaceae
Product: MFS general substrate transporter
Exons: 1
Coding region: 1-2088 (695 amino acids)
Biological process (GO): transmembrane transport
Cellular component (GO): membrane
Molecular function (GO): transmembrane transporter activity
Source: RefSeq, a predicted model, not a curated record